Caenorhabditis sp. 36 PRJEB53466 is the source of this 1657-nucleotide messenger RNA. Lineage: Eukaryota; Metazoa; Nematoda; Chromadorea; Rhabditida; Rhabditidae. The record is from the annotation of a GenBank genome assembly.
AUGAAUAUGAGACAUUCAACUGGAACUUAUGCGGAACAAGUACUUUCUUACACAGUCAUGGCACAACAGGGCACAGGAAGUCGAGGAGACCGAGAAGUUGAAAUACAGUUUACGAGUAUGCAGGUAGUCAUGCUCUACGAACCAUUUCAAUAAUUUUUAUUCUUUUAAACUUUGUUUGCAGUUAAUUGGAAAUGGCUCAUUCGGAACCGUUUACAAAGCAGUUCUUAUAGAAAACAAUGAACAGAUUGCGAUCAAGAAAGUCCAUGUUGAUGAACGCUAUAAAGUAAUUUUCCACGAAUUUUUCAUAACGUAUUAAUCUUUCUAUGAAUUUUUCAUAAUUUAUAUUCAGAAUCGUGAACUUGUAAUAAUGCGUGAAAUAGACCACCCUAAUAUAGUUAGACUGUUGUAUUUUUACAAAACUCACCAGGUUUGUCAACAAAAUAAUUAUUUUGAAUUUGUUGAUUACAGACUUGCAACGGGCCGGGCUUUAAAAAAAAAUUCUAAAAGGCUCGGCCCGUCGGGCCCGUUCAGCCAGAAAUGUUAUUAAAAAUUUAAAGUUUUCAUUUAGUAAAAUUAGAAAAAAGCCAGGGAAAACAAGUAAAGCCAUCUUUAUCACUGGAAAACUUCUCCUCGCGCUUCUUUCAUCCAAAAUUCCGGAAAAAUCGCGGAAAAAUCGCUAAACAAGGAGAAAAGGCGUAUUUCCGGAGUGUCGUUGAAACUUGAACGCAUCGAAAUGCUGACGUAAUACGCGAAAAAUGUUUAAAAGUUUAAAAAAAAUUACGCAUUUUUUGUGACUUUCCGAGCGGGCCGACUCGGCCCUUAUUUUGCAAGUCUGGUUGAUUAUGUUACAGAUAGAAAAUUCGCUAAAUUUGAUUAUGGAGUUUAUGCCAACCGAUUUGAAAGUGCUACACCGUCAGUAUGUGCAUAACAACCAACAAAUGCCAGCAUUUCAAAUCAAAAUGUUCAUGUUUCAACUUCUUCGAGGAAUUGGAUUUUUACAUUUGCACAAUAUUGUUCAUCGUGAUAUCAAACCAAAAAAUUUGCUUGUCGAUGAAAAUAACGGAAAAUUGAAAAUUUGUGACUUUGGUUCUGCAAAGCGUUUAACUCACAAUGAACCUAACAUUACCUACAUUUGUUCACGGUACUACCGCGCUCCUGAAUUAAUUUUCGGUUCAAGAUAUUAUGGAACAGCCAUUGGUUAGUUUUAGAUGUGAACAAACUGUAGUUUCUUUUUCAGAUACGUGGUCUUGUGGGGCAGUGCUCGGUGAGCUGUUUCAUAAUGGAGCAAUUUUUUCAGCUGAUUCUUCACUUGAUGUACUAGUGCUUCAAAUUAAGGUUACUUAAUGUUUUAUUUCAUUCAAAGAAAUCAACUUUCAGGCAUUUGGCACUCCAACACAAGAAAACAUAACUAAAUGGAAUUAUCAAAACUUGAAUAUUCCCAUUGACACUGUUCAUGGAGAAGGGAUACAAAAGGUAAUCAAAAUGUAACUAGUUAUAUUCAAUAAGGAUGGUUUUUUUAGUUCAUAAGUAAAAAGUUGUCACUAUCAACACUGGAACUGUUGAACAAUUUGCUGAAAAUGGAUCCAAAACACCGAAUUGCACCGUAUAAAGCAUUAGCGUUACCGUUUUUUGAUGAACUACGCAAUUCAGCUUCUGA